Molecule: messenger RNA, 315 nt
Organism: Leptosia nina
Lineage: Eukaryota; Metazoa; Arthropoda; Insecta; Lepidoptera; Pieridae
Source: the annotation of a GenBank genome assembly
AUGAGUUUCGUGGAAGCUAUAAUGGACAAAAUUCCAGACCGCCUAGGAUAUCUAAUAUUAACCGAGGACGGUGCUGUUCUUGAAUCUGGUGGUGAGCUUGAAAACGACGAACGUGUUGCUACAAUUGUGACAGAUCUUAUCAGUAUAUCAAACAGUGUAGAUCCAGUGGCUUUUGGGCCAAAUGAACAUUUCAAGAAGAUAUCCAUAACAUAUGAUGACCAUUGGUUUAUCAUCUGCUUAUCUAAUAAGAAGAUUCAUGUUGUAAAACGGAGCAUACAAGCACCAGCAUCUGAAGGAAUUGCUGUUAAUGUAUAA